Ostertagia ostertagi is the source of this 1311-nucleotide messenger RNA. The record is from the annotation of a GenBank genome assembly. Lineage: Eukaryota; Metazoa; Nematoda; Chromadorea; Rhabditida; Trichostrongylidae.
AUGAGGUGGUUGCUGACUACAAUCGCUCUCAUACACCUGGCACAGAGCCAGAAAAUUGUCACAAAGGGCAGAACGAUUACGGUGAAUGAGGGUGAGCAGUUGGAGUUGCCAUGUUACGUACAGGAUCUCGGCUCGGAGUCGAUCAUCUGGCGACGGAAGGAGAGCCCUCUCUUCAUCGACGAGGAGAACCUUGCCGAGGACGAACGUAUGCAGGUCAUCAAAGACGGAUCGAAUUCAACGCUCACAAUUCUUGACGUGGAACCCAUGGACAUGAGUGACUAUGUAUGUGCUGUAUCGGAACCGGAACAGGAAAUCGUCUACAAAAUAAUCGUCCACUCUCCACCGACUGUCGUCAUUUCACCGGAUGAGCCGGAAUACCUGUUGUCAGUUGGCGACGAGCAGGUGGUUGUGCGAUGCUUGGCCAAGGGUAAUCCAACUCCGACAAUCAAAUGGUCUCGUAAGGACGGAAAAAUGCCAUCGGAUAUCUCAAUUCGUGGUCAGCAUCUGGUGAUUUCGAAAGCCAAAAAAUCGCAUUCGGGCGAAUAUGAAUGCACAGCGAACAAUGCUGCCGGCAGUGAUUCUGGCACGUUGAAAAUACAAGUAAACGAGCGUGAGGAUGCGGCGAAUCACGAAGCUCCCUGGGUGAAAACCGAACAUUCUUUCGUACCGGUCAAGAAGAACGCCGAUGUGAACAUUUCCUGCGCAUACGAUGGCACGCCCUCACCUCAAGCCGAAUGGUUCUUCAACGGAUAUAAAAUUAACUUCUCCGAAGAGAGAUUCCGCAAUACAGCUCAGUAUGCACAACGUCGUAUCAACCACACUAAUGCUAUUCUAACAGUGGUCGGAAUCAACGAGGACUCGUUCGGUGAUUACAUGUGCCGGAUAUCGAACAAUUUGGGCACGGCAUUCGCCGUAAUUCACGUGAGCGGUCGUCCUGGUCCACCAACCGUCCUACUAGAUGGAUCCGAUCUUUCGUGGACAGUACGAGCCUACGAGCCCGUGAUCGAAUAUCGAAUCUACUAUCGACACGAGAAAGCCGACGACUGGAACAAAUACGAGAGCAUUCGAGCAAGCAAAACUGACAACAGUGGCGAUGAUAUGUGGCAACACAGUGUUUCACUGCUUCCGUACCUUCAAGCUGGAGUACCGUAUGAGGUUACGGUGAAGGCUCGUAACGCCUUAGGAUGGGGCUCAUUCGCUCGAGAAAACGUGCUCGUUCAACUACCAACCGAAGAUCGUGAGAUGACGUCAUCAACAACAGUGGCCUCCUCACUUUUUGUUCUAUUGAUGACACUCGUCCUACGGCAUUAA